Prosopis cineraria is the source of this 1249-nucleotide messenger RNA. Its product is annotated as glucan endo-1,3-beta-glucosidase-like. Gene Ontology annotation, molecular function: hydrolase activity, hydrolyzing O-glycosyl compounds. NCBI's taxonomy places the organism in Eukaryota, Viridiplantae, Streptophyta, Magnoliopsida, Fabales, Fabaceae. Bases 78 to 1088 code for a protein of 336 amino acids. The record is from RefSeq and is a predicted model, not a curated record. Gene Ontology annotation, biological process: carbohydrate metabolic process. The transcript has 2 exons. Gene Ontology annotation, cellular component: plasma membrane.
GCAGAGCAAGGUGUCACAAAUAGAAUUCGAUCAUUCAUAACUUAUUAAUAUUUGGCUUUUGUUUUUAGGCCAUAGCCAUGGAUACAUUUUUCUCCACGAGAAACAUUGCCAUAUUUCUGCUUCUUGGUGUAUUCUCCUCCAUGGGGAUCCAAUUUACAGGUGCGCAAUCAAUUGGGGUGUGUUAUGGUUCAGAUGGGAACAACCUGCCAAGCAAACAGGAUGUGGUGAACUUAUACAAAUCCAAUGGAAUAGGCAGAAUGCGUAUAUACAAUCCUGAUGAAGCCACCCUCCAGGCUCUAAGGGGUUCAAACAUUGAAGUCAUUCUUGGUGUUCCUAAUGAUAGCCUUCAAUCUCUCACAAACGCUGGUGCUGCCACAGAUUGGGUGAACAAGUAUGUCAAACCCUACUCAGACGUGAAAUUCAAGUACAUCGCCGUCGGGAAUGAAGUCCAUCCUGGCGAUGCCGGAGCAUCCUCCGUCCUCCCGGCUAUGCAGAACAUUCAGAGCGCGAUUUCUGCGGCAAACUUACAAGGCCAAAUCAAAGUGUCCACAGCCAUAGAUAGCUCACUAAUUCAAAACUCUUACCCUCCUAGUAAUGGAGCUUUCACCGAUAAUGGCUAUAUAAACCCUAUCAUCACCUUCCUAUCCAAUAAUGGAGCUCCACUUCUUGCUAACAUAUAUCCUUAUUUCUCAUAUACUGGCAACACACAAAGCAUUACUCUUGACUAUGCAUUGUUCACUCAACAAGGAACAAACGAUGCUGGGUAUCAAAAUUUGUUUGAUGCUUUGCUGGAUUCUAUGUAUGCUGCUUUAGAGAAAGUGGGAGCUUCAAGUGUAAACAUUGUUGUGUCUGAAAGCGGGUGGCCUUCUGCUGGUGGAACUGGCGCAACUGUGGACAAUGCAGGAACUUACUACAAGAAUUUGAUUAAUCAUGUCAAAGGUGGGACUCCAAAGAGGCCAAAUGGUCCUAUUGAGACGUAUUUGUUUGCCAUGUUUGAUGAAAACUUGAAGCCAGGUGCAGAAACUGAGAGGCAUUUUGGUCUUUUCAAUCCUGACCAGUCACCCAAGUACCAACUUACUUUCAAUUAAGACUUUCUUUUAUAUAUGUAACUUAAAUAAGGGUGUGCCAUAAUGAGCCUAGAUAUGUAUGGGUGCACCCAAUUGUGGCACCUUGUUGGUGUUUCUAAUAAAUAAUGCUUUAUGCUUUAUGCUAGAUGGAACAAAGAAUAAAGGAACUUAAAUUAUCAUGA